GCAUUAAAACGAAGGUACUUUUCUAGGAACCUCACUGGCACUUUCCUCUUUCACAUACACCACUCGGCUGGCUGACGUUUUCAAGGAGAUAAAAACCACCCUUUUUGCAAAACCCACCGAAUUUCACAAUCGAUUAUCAAGAACUCAAAUUUUUUUUGUUCACAAUCUAUUGUAAAUCUUUUUGUUAGGCGUGCAUCUCGUUCUUGAUUUCAAUUUCUAGUUUUGCCCUCUUAAUAUGGACGUCUUACCUGCAAAAUCUCUUCCGGUUGGCUACCGAUUUCGUCCGACCGACGAAGAGCUGGUGAAUCAUUACUUAAGGUUGAAGAUCAACGGUUUUGAUAAAGAAGUGAGUUGUAUUCGAGAAGUCGAUGUCUGCAAGAAAGAGCCCUGGGACUUACCUGAUUUGUCGGUGAUUGAGUCCAUCGAUAACGAAUGGUUCUUCUUUUGCCCUAAAGAUCGAAAGUAUCAAAACGGCCAGCGAUCAAAUCGUGCUACGGUGUCUGGUUACUGGAAAGCUACCGGAAAAGAUCGAACGAUCAAGACUAACAGAGGAAGUAGCGUGAUUGGAAAGAAGAAGACGCUUGUUUUCUAUACUGGUAGGGCUCCAAAAGGCGAGAGGACUCAUUGGGUGAUACACGAGUAUUGUGCUACCGAAAAGGAACUCGAUGGAACACAUCCUGGACAGAGUCCAUAUGUGCUUUGUCGUUUAUUCAAGAAACACGAUGGCAAGGAGGAAAAUGCUGAAAGUUUAGACUGUGUUGAUGUUGAUCAAAGCGAUGCUUCUCCUCCUUCUGUUGUAAAAUCAUCUACUGAAGAUCCUCAAUCAGAGCCCGUAACCCCAAAUUUGACUGGUCAACCAAACAUUCAACCUUUACUCAAAGAAAAUCUCAAACUUGAAGAACUCAAUAGAACAAAUGACCCUUUGGACUUUCUCGAUCAUUCACAGUUAAUGAACGAUCUUGACCUUGAUGAAGCUCUACAAGGUUUCUGGGAUGCAUCACCUGACCAUUUCGAAUCAAAAAUCUUCUCCCCUUUGCAUUCCCAGAUGCAGUUAGAGUUUGGAUCCGCUUAUAACUGCGGAAUGGUCAACUCCGGAACCGGAAACGAACACUUCGGAAUGCAGAAUCAAUACGGGACAAACGGAAUGGAAUUCUCAAACUGUUUCCUAAAUGAAUCAGAUCACUUAUCAUUCGUUGAUUCAUUUCCUCAAGCCUCCAUACCCGAAUUUCACCAAUACAGCAGCGAAUCAGAUGGUGAAGUCAUCCAAGUUCAGUCUAUGAAACUUGAAAAGGCGAUUGGUGAAAAUGUUAUCUUUCAUCUUCCUCAUGAACAUCAAGCACCAAAGGAAGAAUCUUGCAGUAGUAGCAGUAGCAACAUUGCAUUGGCAUCCAAUGGCGAGGGCAAUUCGGGAACAGGAAUUAUAAUAAGGAAUCGCCAGCCAAAGGUUGCUAAUGGCAUAAACUUUAGUAACCAAGGAACUGCACCAAGAAGAAUCCGAUUGCAGAUGAAACUACAAGUAGGGUCAGUUACCCAUGGUGGUGAUCAGCAGCCUAUUGUGACUGAGGAAAAGAAGCAUAGCCCAGGUGGUAGUGAUGGUGAAUUUGAUGAAUCUUUAAUAUCAACUUCAAAUGUGAAGCCAAAAGCUGAUUUUUCUCAUGGCAUGCUAAGUUGGGUAGGAGUGUGGUGGUUUGACAGUGGUACCGGUGGUGGUUGCCACUUGCCAGAGAAGACAAAAGGAGGGAGGAGGAGGGAAGAGGGAGGAGUGUGUCACAAGGGAACAAGGAAGACGGAAGCCCAGCUUUAUGUUGGAUUCUAUUCGGGGACAUGUUCAGCAGCCGAGUUCAUUGUUAAAGAGGAGGUCGCUAAAGCCUACUCCCAAGACAGAGGUCUUGCUGCUGGUCUAGUCAGACUCCAUUUUCAUGAUUGUUUUGUCAGGGGUUGUGAUGCAUCGGUCCUCAUAGAUCCGACUCCUUCAAACAAGGCAGAAAAAGAUUCACCAGCAAACAACCCAAGUCUCCGUGGAUUCGAUGUCAUUGAUAAUGCAAAAGCUAGACUUGAAUCACUAUGUCCACGGGUCGUUUCUUGUGCUGAUAUAAUCGCGUUUGCAGCUCGAGACAGUUUUGAGAUAACAGGAGGACAAGGAUAUGACGUCCCGGCUGGGAGAAGAGAUGGCAGGGUUUCACUAAUAGCAGACACAAAGGCAUUACCACCUGCAACCGCUAAUCUCAACCAACUCACUCAGAUGUUCUCGACCCAUGGGUUGACCCAAGAAGAAAUGGUUACGUUAUCCGGUGCACACACUAUCGGUCGAUCACAUUGUACUUCAUUCGCUAGUAGGUUGUACAACUUCAGUCAAUCGGUCAACCAGGACCCGGGUUUGAACACAUUGUAUGCUAGCAAACUAAAGCAAGAAUGUCCAAAGGGAAAUAGCAAUGCGAAUUUAGUAGUACCAAUGAACCCUAAUUCACCAACCAUAAGUGACACAGGAUAUUAUGUUGAUGUUUUGAAUAAAAGGGGUUUGUUUACAUCAGAUCAAUCUCUACUCACAAGCACAAAUACAACAAAACAAGUACAUCAGAAUGCCAUGAACCCGGUUCUUUGGAAGAGUGAGUUUGCAAAAGCAAUGGUGAAGAUGGGUGGGAUUGGUGUUAUGACGGGUCAUCAAGGAGAAAUUCGAUCAAAUUGUCGAGUUAUCAAUAAAUAACUAGAUUAUAACCCGCGUUAAACGCGAG
This is a messenger RNA of Lactuca virosa, 2732 nucleotides long. NCBI's taxonomy places the organism in Eukaryota, Viridiplantae, Streptophyta, Magnoliopsida, Asterales, Asteraceae. The record is from the annotation of a GenBank genome assembly.